AUGACCAAGGGUGUAGUGGUGCGACCUAUUCUGACCAAGGAGUUUGCAUGUAGAGGCCAGGUUGAUUUAAUAGACAUGCAGGCUAUGGCACACUCCAACUACAAGUGGAUCAUGGUUUACCAGGACCACCUGACCAAAUUUUGUGUCAUCCGACCACUCACCACCAAGCGUGCCUCAGAGGUUGCCUUCCAGCUCAUGGACAUAUUCCUCCUCAUGGGAGCUCCUGUCAUUCUCCAGAGUGACAAUGGUUCAGAGUUUACAUCCCAUGUGAUCACAGAGCUGAAGGAGGUGUGGCCAACCCUUAAGCUUGUACAUGGCAAACCCCGUCAUCCACAAAGCCAAGGUUCUGUAGAACGUGCAAAUGGAGACAUCAAGGACAUGUUAGUGGCAUGGAUGGCAGACAAUGAAACACAGAACUGGGCUACAGGCAUCAAGUUUGUACAAUUCCAGAAGAACUCAGCACAUCACUCGGGGAUUAAGUGUUCACCAUACUCGGCCAUGUUUGGGUGUGAAGCUCGAGUGGGCUUAACCUCUUCAGCACUACCCACAGAAGUGAUCUACAGGAUGGAGAGUGAGGAUGAUCUUCUGGCUGCUUUCUCGUGUAGCACACCUCAUACACAAGAAGCUGACAUCAUACAAGUCAUCUCAAGCAGCACAACUCCUUCUCAUGAAACUGACAGCAUCACAGCCUUAUCAAACAGCCCAGCUUCUUCUCAUGAAACUGACAGCAUACCAGCCUCCUCAAGCAGCCCAACAUCUCCACAUGAAACUGACAGUAUACCAGCCGACUUAAGCAGCCAAACUCAGCCAUCAGUCACCACCACACCAAUCUUGGAAGACCACACUAUCCAGAUCAGGAAGCGUAGAGCUGAAGCCUAUACAGCACUACUAUCUCAGGCAGAGAGGAUGGAUCUCAAAACCGGUGUGCCUGGGGACAAUGUGGCUGUUCCUAUACCGCCAGUAGAUCGUGGCAGAGGGGAUCCUCGUAACAUUCUUAGUGUCAUCGUCAACAGAGACGUCGACACUGACCAGUACAAGAAUGCUGUAAAGGCGGGUGUUUUAAAGGGACAAUACUCCAGGAACUAG
This is a messenger RNA of Mya arenaria, 1086 nucleotides long. RefSeq names its product KRAB-A domain-containing protein 2-like. Gene Ontology annotation, biological process: DNA integration. The transcript has a single exon. Gene Ontology annotation, molecular function: nucleic acid binding. The record is from RefSeq and is a predicted model, not a curated record. NCBI's taxonomy places the organism in Eukaryota, Metazoa, Mollusca, Bivalvia, Myida, Myidae. Bases 1 to 1086 code for a protein of 361 amino acids.